Symbiodinium necroappetens is the source of this 1243-nucleotide messenger RNA. NCBI's taxonomy places the organism in Eukaryota, Dinophyceae, Suessiales, Symbiodiniaceae. The record is from the annotation of a GenBank genome assembly.
GUUCGCCCUGGCAAGAUCAAGGAGGAUCUCAAUAUCGGGCAGUGGAUUCAACAACCCGGAUAAGUGCUUGAUCGUGGUCAGGUUGCACUUGACCUUGCUCCUGGUCUUGCAGGAUGGACAACUUCAGGGCGUUUUCGCUGAAGUGAAGUAUUUGCAUCGUGCCGAUGGGCGGCUCACAAGGUCUUGUGUAGACUCCAUCGGUGUCAACAACACUCCUUAUGAAGCACUUGAGAAACACAGGAUGCGUAGCCGCACAGCGGGUGUUUUGCGCGGCUGCCAGUUCCAAGCGGAAUGGUUGGACAGGACUGGGAAUGCCAGCAUGUGCUUGAAAGCUCAGGCCGAGGAACGCUCCACUGCCUCAUCCUUGGCCGACACGGGCGGAUCUGUUGGUGGGCUGCUAGCUCUCGGUGGUCCUUUCUUGGCAUCCUUCUUGGGUUGGCAACUGACCUUCGCAGUCUAUGGAGUGCUUUCCAGUUGUUUCUGUAUGGCAUGGCUCGGCAUCGCCUCCAGCUUGCCAACAUCGAGCUCCUUCAUAUCCGAAAUCGAGUUGCAGAUGCUCAUCAACGAGGGGGUGGUCAACAAGUCUCUGGCGAGCCAAAGCCAGCCUGCCAAGGUUCAUGGCAUUUCCUGGCGCAUAUUCUUCUCGUCGCCAGUCCUGGCUGUAUGCUAUGCCCAUGCGGUGUUCAAUUUCGGGAGGUACUUUCUCUAUGGAUGGAUUCCAACAUUUUACAGUCAGGUGCUGGGUGUGCCGGCGGCCACGGCUGCUUUCUGCCUGACGGCCCUCCAGGUUGCUGACGCGUUUGUGAAGCUCGCGGUGGCUCCCUUCGCUGAUCGGCUCGUCAAAUCGGGAAGGCUGUCGAUCCUGGGGCUGCGCAGACUGUUGAGCUGCAGCGGCUUCAUCGGCUUCGGUGCCGCACUGGGGCUGUGUUCGUUGACAACUUCACCAGUCUUAGUCACUGCAGCGUUGGUGUUGGGUAAGAGUGCCGCUUCUUGCCACGCUGCGGGUUUCAAGACUAAUUAUCUGGACAUUAGCCGAGCUCACACUGGAUCCAUCUCUGGAGUGGGAAACACCGUGGCAACGUUGUCCAGCACAGCUGCCCCACUGAUCGCUGGAACUGUGAUCCAGGUCAGCGGGUGGAGCUCCAUGUUUUUCAUUUGCUUAGCUGUGAAUCUGUCCGGAGCCGCCGUAUUCGGCAUUUUUUCUUCAGCAGAAAAUUUGGAUCCUGUGCUGAAGACACCUUAA